Malassezia sympodialis ATCC 42132 is the source of this 1110-nucleotide messenger RNA. RefSeq names its product homoserine dehydrogenase (gene HOM6). Gene Ontology annotation, biological process: aspartate family amino acid biosynthetic process; L-homoserine biosynthetic process. The record is from RefSeq and is a predicted model, not a curated record. Lineage: Eukaryota; Fungi; Basidiomycota; Malasseziomycetes; Malasseziales; Malasseziaceae. Gene Ontology annotation, molecular function: homoserine dehydrogenase activity; NADP binding.
AUGUCAGGACAAAUCGACGUUGCUAUUAUCGGUGUGGGUCUGGUCGGAUCAUCUGUGCUGCGUCAACUCGCCACUGUGCCGGCACUUUCUGCGCUUCGCGUCAUCGCGCUGCAGAACAGCAAGAAGACGCUAUUGGCGCAGCAUGGUCAAGGCCUCUCGCUUCAGGAUUGGAAGACGCAGCUGAAUGCCAGCCCGGUUGCUGCACUUUCUCUUGAAAAACUUGUGAGCUCGCUUAAGGAGCUGGAGGCCGCGAACCAGCGCCACAUUGCCGUUAUCGACAAUACGUCUAGUGAUGACGUGGCCUCCUUUUAUCCUUCGUUUUUGGAAGCUGGCUUUAGUGUCGUGACUCCCAACAAAAAGGCCUUUUCUGGAUCCUUGGACUUGUUCAAGGCGAUUGUGAACGCCAAGGCUAAGCCUAACGGCCCUCUCACGUACCAAGAAAGUACCGUAGGUGCUGGACUUCCUAUUAUCGGCACUCUCAAUGACUUGAUUGUUACGGGGGACAAGAUUAAAAAGAUUGAAGGCGUUCUCAGCGGUACCAUGAGUUACAUUUUCAAUGAGUUCAGCCCUGCCUCUGGCAGCAGCUCCAAGUUUAGCGACAUUGUUCGUGUGGCUCGUGAAAAUGGCUACACGGAACCCCACCCUGGAGAUGACUUAUCUGGCUCUGAUGUUGCCCGAAAGCUCACGAUUCUCUCGCGCCUGGUUCCGGAGCUUGCCGACAAGCUUCCUGAGGGCUUCAAUUCCGUCAACACCCAGUCCCUGACCCCCUCCGGUUUGGCGGGCGAGCAAAACGCUGAUAACUAUGUGAAGCGUUUGCCCGAGUUUGAUGGUGAAUUCGAUCAACUUCGUGCAAGUGCCCAAGAGAGGAAGUGUGUCCUGCGCUACGUCGGCCUGAUCGACGUUGAAAAGAACAUUAUUAAGGCUGGUCUCGAAUCGUACCCGGCUGAUCAUCCCUUUGCCACCUCCCUGGGAGGGUCUGACAAUAUCAUUUCGUUCACUACUGAACGAUACCCCCGUCCUUUGCUAGUUCAAGGCGCCGGGGCUGGCGCUGAUGUCACAGCCAUGGGCGUCGUCGCUGACUUGGUGCGUGUCGCUGAGCGUCGGGGAUAA